This is a messenger RNA of Cheilinus undulatus (humphead wrasse), 2652 nucleotides long. It is a transcript of the gene mmp23ba, whose product is annotated as matrix metallopeptidase 23ba. Bases 366 to 1523 code for a protein of 385 amino acids. The transcript has 8 exons. The record is from RefSeq and is a predicted model, not a curated record. Lineage: Eukaryota; Metazoa; Chordata; Actinopteri; Labriformes; Labridae. Gene Ontology annotation, biological process: collagen catabolic process; extracellular matrix organization; proteolysis. Gene Ontology annotation, molecular function: zinc ion binding; metalloendopeptidase activity. Gene Ontology annotation, cellular component: extracellular matrix.
UAACUCCGCUCUUCUGGUUGCAACAAGUGGUUUGAUGGACGGAGCACGUUUGGUUUUCAUUAGAUCGUCUCGACACUGACCCCCUGCCCCAUCAUACAGUAAUACGAAACCAGCCUCCUGGCAGGCGCACGGUGCGGAAGAGAACCGAGUAGAGCCGAUGCAGUCUGCGCUGCUUCCACAACCCGGUGCGCAGGCUGGACUGCGCUGCUGCACACCGCGACAGGAGCGAGCAGAGCUGUGACACUCCACCGAGCCGUGCAAUGGCGGAGGAGUAGAGUUCACGGGGAUAGAUGGUAAUCCUGUGCUGCCGUCGCUGAGGGAUUAUUCGUGUUUUUCUUUCCACCUGGAGGGGUGAUAUCGCAGCCAUGGUGUGCUGUCAGACUCCCAGAGGUUUACGCAGAGGAGAGCUGGGCUGCGCUCCUCUGCUGGCUGCUGCGCUGCUCAGUCUGCUGCUCGCAGGGAUGCAACAAACCACAGCGUUUCCCUCCUGGAGGUUAGAGGAAGAAGCUUACACCACUGUGUUGCUCAUCGGGAUCCGCAAAGAGGCCCGCUCACAAGUGCUCCAUCUGUCCAGGAACAAGCGCUACACCCUCACCCCGGAGCAGCUCAAGUGGGACAAGUUCAAGCUAACAUACAAGUUGCUCUCCUACCCUACAAACUUAAUAAAUGCCAGCGACACGCGCAGGGGCAUCGCCAAGGCGUUUGGCAUGUGGAGUGACAUCUCACCGUUCAUCUUCAGAGAAGUGCCAGCGGACCAGGACGCAGACAUUAAGAUCGGCUUCUACCCCGUCAACCACACAGACUGUCUGCAGUCCUAUUUGCACCAUUGUUUCGACGGCAUCACAGGAGAGUUGGCUCAUGCGUUCUUCCCGCCAACUGGCGAGAUCCACUUUGACGACCAUGAGUACUGGAUUCUGGGAAAUAUGCGCUUUAGCUGGAAGAAAGGUGUUUGGUUGACAGAUCUUGUCCAUGUGGCAACUCAUGAAAUUGGCCACGUCCUGGGGCUGAUGCACUCCCAGGACCCAAAAGCCAUAAUGCACCUGAAUGCAACUCUGACAGGGCGCAAGCUGAUCACACAGGAUGAGGUGUGGGGCAUGCACCGUCUCUACGGAUGUUUGGACCGGUUAUUUAUCUGUCCGGCCUGGGCUCGGAAAGGCUAUUGCGACAGCAAGCGCAAGCUGAUGCAGAAGCACUGCCCGUCCAGCUGUGAUUUCUGUUACGAAUUCCCUUUCCCCACCGUGGCUCCAACUCCAACACCCCCGAGGACCAAACACAAGCUGGUGGUCGAGGGCAAGAAGCUCACUUUUCGUUGUGGGAAGAAAAUAGCAUCGAAGAAAGGCAAAGUAUACUGGUACAAGGACGGGGAGCUGUUGGAGUACUCUCAUCCCAACUAUUUCUCACUAAAGGACGACCACAUCACUAUAGUGGCCAACGCCAUCAACGAAGGCACAUACACCUGCAUUGUGAAGAAAAAAGACAAAAUUCUGACAAACUACUCGUGGAGAGUACGUGUGCGUUUCUGAGUGCCGCCUCAGCGCUCUGCACACUGAACUGGACUCAUUCACACACGUGGUCAGAGACGACCUCACUCACUAGGGCACAUAACUCUGGGUUUUUUUUAACUGUCUGUCCAGAUAUACGUUGUCUAACUUUGACUGUCACUGCGUUUUAAUGUGUAUAAAUAAUAAAUGUUCUGUGACAAGUAUGAUUUCAGUGGAAGUACUACCUGACUGUGAAAAGCUAUCGGGACAGAUGGUGUGGUUUACAUUUCAUAUGGUGAUGAAAAGUCUGUGCAGCUGUCCUCAUCUGUUCAGGACAAUAACAUCAAUUCUGUAUCAUUAAGCUUGGAUGUCUCUAUAUGCCUCCUGCUGCUAAGGUAGAAAUGUUUCCAGGGCCACCCAGAGCUUCUAGAGGUGUCCACGGCAAAAUGAGACCUACUUAGAUAUCAUUGUGGUUUUAUUCAAGACGUGCGCCAAGUUGGAGACAGAUAUAAGUAUCAUAUGAGGAGAAAAAUCUUCCAUUAAAGGUCCCUGGGAAAAAAAAUGUCAGCCAAGUAAUAUCAAUCAUUUCAGGUGCAUGACAAAGUUACAGAAGCUCUUUCUCAAAUGAGUGCCAUUUGAAUAAUUUACACACUGACCAAAGUAAGCUACUAAAGCCAGAGUAAGCAAUGUUGUCUACAGCCUUUGGAACUAUUUGGACUUUAAACCACAUAUGGAACACCUCAGACGUCUAGCUUACUUUACUAGCCUCACAUUGAAGCCAGCAGUCUGCCUCCAGAGACCGAGCCGUCAGUUCCACUAGCAGCUCUCCUUCCAAGCUUAUUCAACACAUCAGGUGUAAUAAUCUGCAGAAGGGCUCCAGUGGGGGCUGGGGGAUAGAUAAAACUGAUUAAUGAACAUUUCCAUUUAGCGCUGGCUCUAGACGUCUCAAAGUGAGGGGACUUUUCUGCACACGUUCCAGUGAAAGCAGCAAGUGGUCUUGCAAGGAAAUUAAACUGUACUGUUUAUUUUUCUUGGGCUCAAAAUCAAAGAAUUUAUUGGUUUAAUUCUGAAGUCGUAGAGCCAUUUAAAAACAAAGGCAGAGAGACGUCUGGGCCUCUUUUCCCCCAAAAGAACAAAGUACUGAGACAAAGUGUGCAGUGCAAAGAAUGAC